Molecule: messenger RNA, 837 nt
Organism: Malus domestica (apple)
Lineage: Eukaryota; Viridiplantae; Streptophyta; Magnoliopsida; Rosales; Rosaceae
Biological process (GO): shoot system development; root development
Source: RefSeq, a predicted model, not a curated record
AUGGCUUUCCACACUCGCUCUAACAGCUUCCCCUCAAGGCCACACCCGAUCGUUCAACAAGUUGAUGAACAGUUGUCUAGAUUGAGGUCUUCCGAAACCACCUCCACAUCUUCCAUAUCCAUCAACCACAACCUAAGUAGCAUCGGAGACUUGUAUGGUUGUGUUGAUAAGUUGCUUCAGUUGCCCCUCACUCAACAAGCCUUGGCCCAGGAGCAGAAUGAGAAAUGGAUUAAUGAGCUAUUAGAUGGCUCUCUCAGACUCUUGGACGUUUGCAGCACUGCCAAGGAUGCGGUCUUGCAAACGAAGGCAUAUGUACAGGAUCUUCAAUCGAUCAUAAGAAGAACGCGAGGAGGGGAAUCUGGAGCUCUCACAAGUGAGGUUAACAAAUACUUGAGCUUCAGGAAGAUGGUUAAAAAGGCAAUCCAAAAGGCUAUGAAGAAUCUUAAGGGAAGCGAAAGAAAAUCCACAUUUUCUUCUCCUAGCAACGACAACGAGACUGUUGCCAUUAUUAGCAAGUUGAGAGAUGUUGAAAAAAUCACUCUCACAGUGUUCAAAUCACUUCUGUUCUUCGUCUCUGGGCCAAAGUCAAAGCCAGGCAGCUGGUCAUUGGUUUCCAAGAUGGUUCCCACCAAAAAAGUUGCAUGCGACGAAGAAACUGAGGCAAAUGAAUUUGCACAAGUCGAUGCUGCACUACAUAAGACAAUCAAAUCUGAGAACACGCAGAACCAGCUUGAGAAGCUGGAGUCAUGCAUUCAAGAUCAGGAAGAAGGACUUGAGAGCCUAUUUAGGCAAAUGAUCAAAACAAGAGUCUCCCUCCUUAACAUCCUAAAUCACUAG